GUAAAAGUUGGGAUCGGAGCCCUUUGGAGAGAGAGAAACAGACAGGAGGAGGCAGAGGGAAGCGGGCAUUUCUGCGGCUUUACAGCGAGCGUUAAACAAGGGAAACGCAGCUUUAUUGUUAGGGUUUUAUGCCACAAAUAGAAGAAAAGAAAAACAGUCAAGAAGAGACAAGAGGGGGCUGGCGGCGGCUCUCUCUCAAAGUUCAAGCCAGAAAUUCGCUUGUUAACUGCAGGAGGAGUAGAGAGAUAACUGCGAGCUGCUUGACUUUUGGAUUUCCGUUAAAAAAAAAAAAAAGAGCGCGUGAGGUUUAGAGGAAAACCCGAGUUUUAAAUGAACAGUUGUUGAAAGUUUUGGCGCCGCUGCAGUCGGUAAAUGUUGUGACAUUUUCGGAAGGCUGCAAAUUGCUCCCAGCGGUCGACGGUCGAGAGGCGGAGGGGCUGAGAACCCGAGCUGUCAAACCCGAUGACUACUGCAAACUGCCACGGGAAUGAGGAGCUGGACUUCAGACUGAUUUUCGGAGAAGACGGGCAGCAGCAGCCUUUAGGCCCCACAGAUCUGGAGCCUGAUGACAACACAUCAUUCUACAUCCUAAAUGUGGGCCAGCCCCAGUCUAUGGUUACCAACCACCAGUCUAUUGGCCUGCCUCGUCAUGGCAUGCACUCCCACCAUCAGGUCAUCAGCACUUCUCCGCGCCUUCAAUCGCACAAAACAGGAUCUGAGCCUCUAAGCUAUGAAGCACAAGGCUCCAAGUAUGGCACCUCGCCGUUGCUGCCCUCUGCUCCUGUGGAGGCACCAAAAGCCUUUGAAUGCCCCAGUAUCCAGAUCACCUCCAUCUCCCCUAGUUGCCAGCAGGAGAUAGAUGCCAGUGAGGGGGAUCUGACGGCUAAUGGCCCUGAUAGAGAUUAUCAUGGCGACAGGCCCUUGUCCAGAGACCACCUGUAUUUACCACUGGACCACUCAUACAGGGACUCUUCCCUUAGUCCUAGCCCUUGCAGCAGCCUCUCCUCUAGGAGCUGGUUUUCUGAUGCCUCGUCUUGCGAAUCAUUUUCACAUGUCUACGAUGAUGUUGACUCAGAGUUGAAUGAAGCAGCUGCAAGGUUUAGUUUGGGCUCCCCUCUGACCUCUCCAGUGUGUGCGUCCCCGCAGGCUGUUGGUGGGAUUCUGGAGGAGCAGUCGGCAUGGCAGCACCAUCAUCCACCCUUUGUGCAUCAUUCUCACUCCACCCUUUCUCCCCGACAGUCUCCCUGCCAUUCACCACGCAACAGUGUCACUGAUGAAAAUUGGCUUAGCCCCCGGUCUCCUUCCAGGCCUUCAUCAAGACCAACCUCACCCUGUGGCAAAAGGCGACACUCGAGUGCCGACAUUUGCUAUCCCGGUUCUCUUUCUCCUCAUCACUCACCUACACCGACCCCAGGUCCUUCCCCAAGGGGGAGCGUGACAGAAGAUACGUGGGCCGGGAGUCCCACUGUAGGCAUGUCACCUUUUCAGUGCUGCUCAUCUGAGACGGACAUCCCAUCAAAGACGAGGAAGACCUCACAGGAUAGAACACCUCUGCAGACAGGGAAAGGAGAGCUGGCAUUGGACGAGCAGGAAAAUCUUUCUGCUAACCUGGAUUCUCCUUCAGAUGAGAACAUGCACAGUCUGAAAAAAGAUGGGCCUGUAGAACAGUUCCUCUCUGUACCCUCACACUUCUCAUGGAAUAAACCCAAACCUGGACAUACGCCUAUAUUCAGGACAACCUCGCUCCCUCCUUUAGACUGGCCAUUGCCAAGCCAAUUUGGCCAGUAUGAGCUGAAGAUAGAGGUGCAACCCAAAGCUCACCACCGUGCACACUAUGAGACUGAAGGCAGCAGAGGAGCUGUCAAAGCAGCAUCUGGUGGCCAUCCAAUCGUCAAGCUCACCGGCUACAGCGAGAAGCCUGUGAACCUGCAGAUGUUCAUAGGAACAGCGGACGACCGCUACCUGAGGCCACAUGCCUUUUACCAGGUGCACCGGAUCACGGGGAAAACUGUAGCAACGGCCAGCCAAGAGAUUGUGGUCUCCAGCACCAAAGUUCUUGAAAUCCCCUUACUUCCUGAAAACAACAUGUCAGCCAGCAUUGACUGUGCUGGCAUACUGAAGCUGCGGAACUCAGACAUCGAGCUGCGGAAGGGAGAGACGGAUAUAGGACGGAAGAACACACGGGUCCGCGUGGUGUUCCGAGUGCACAUCCCUCAGCCCAAUGGGAAGGUCCUCUCCCUGCAGGCUUCCUCUAUUCCUGUGGAGUGCUCCCAGCGUUCAGCUCAGGAGCUGCCGCAGGUUGAAAAGUCCAGCCUCACCAGCUGUCUGGUCAGUGGGGGUGAGGAGAUGGUGAUCACUGGUUCCAACUUCUUCCCAGAGUCCAAGGUUAUCUUCCUGGAGAAAGGCCCUGAUGGACGACCACAAUGGGAAGUUGAAGCAAAAAUUAUCCGAGAAAAAACCCAAGGUUCAUGCAUUGUCGUGGAAAUCCCUCCGUACCACAGUAAGACUGUAACUUCAGCUGUGCAGGUGCAAUUUUAUGUCUGCAAUGGAAAACGGAAAAGGAGCCAAUCACAGCGCUUCACCUACCUAUCAGUGAUGGUGAAACAGGAGCACAGAGAUGAGCUGGACCUCACUGCUGUACCUCCCAUUUCCAUGCCCCUGACACAUGCUCCCAGUCUGGUGCACCCUCAGCUUCCUUCUCCUGAACAGGGCCACCCAUCGGACAACCUUCUGUCCAGCUCUCUUCACAGCCUGGCCACUGGCUCAGGACCUGGCCUGCUACCUCUGUCGGGCCCCUGUCCCUCCCUGAGCUCCCCGCCUUUCCAGCACCUGCCUCACCUCCAGGGUCACAGUUUGCAGCACCCCCCCACAGACUGCCACAUGACGUUCCACCAGAGCUCUGCUCCCGCUCCCCCACGGCCCACUUACCAGCCUUUGCAACACAGCCACAGUCCGAGUCAUAAUCUGUCCUUUAACGGACAGCCCAGCCUCCCUUCUCAGACCUAUGAGAGGAUCCCCUUUCAGCAGAGCCCCACGGCAGCAUCACAUCCAGUAGGCCUUGGAAUAGUUUACUCCUCUAGUUGCUCCUCGCCAUCUGCUCUCUCCUCCUCACCCACCAAUCCUAUUGUUGGAUCCCCUCAGAACCAUCAGCCUAUGCUCUCUCCAUCAUCCCCACACCUCCACACACUUGGAGGCUUUCACUGCUCUCCAAGUCCUAACCAGGUACCGUCUCAGGCAGGGCACCCCCUCGCAGGGCAGCACUCCUCCCAGCUGCAGAGAGGUCUGGGCUACCACCCUGUAAGCCAGAGGUCAGCCUCCUGUCCCACACCUUCCACUGCACCCCAACAGCGAAUGAUCCCUUCUCCUCACUCUGGACCUUCUUCUCCUCAAAUCCACCCGCUGCCCUACCAGUCUCCCACUUCGUCCUCGCCCACUUCAGGUGGCAGUCCUCUGGGGCCCCUGCAGCAGCAACAGCAACAUUCAGGGCAGCCUUCGCCACAGGCUAUGAGCCCCGUCAUGACUAGUCUGUCCCCCUCAGCUGUGGGGCCACUGGGUCAUCCUCAGGGGCCGUUUCCCUCAGAAGGGGAGAGGCUAAAUAUUAAGCAGGAGCCAGAGGACAGGGAGCCCACCUUCCGCUCCAUCGGCCUGCAGGAUAUCACGCUGGAUGACGUAAACGAGAUCAUCGGCAGAGACAUGUCCCAGUCGCCCAGUGCUCACGGCCCUCCAUCGUCACACAACCAUUCGUAGCUCAGACCAUCACACAGCAUCUCUGGGCUUCAUUCAGCAUCACCUUCAGCUCUUAAACUCCAAGGGAUACAGCAAAACUCCCAAGGCUGGCCAAGGUGGCCACCCUGUUGAAAGAUGCUUAAAAACCGUGGUUUGAACGCAGAGCUGACUUCAUGUCAACCUUAUAUCCCUGAGAUCUCAGAUGGAAAAAAACACCCAAAUGCAGAAACAUCAUCAGGACAGAGCCGCUGCCUGUUUUUGCGCUGCUGCCUGUUAGCUUGUGUCAGACGCUGUCCUGCCUAUCAGCUCCAACUCCAGAGCUUCUAACGUUUUAGACCCUCGACCAGCAUCCACCCAAGACUUAAAGAUGCAGCUAGCAGCUUUGUUGCCGGUAUCCAGGGCUGUUUUUACUACUUCUUUAUCUGAGCACUUAACGUCUAUUAAAGAGAAAAAAAGUGACUAGCUUUGCCAUUCAGUAACUAAUGCAAAUCUUUACUUUUUUUUUUUUAUUCUUAGUAUGAGAAUAUCUUGUUUUUGCCUAAAAGUUAAAAGUGGUCAGGUGUGGGAGUUCAGCAGCUAGUUUUUAUUCUGCAAAAUGCAACAUUCCACAGACCUGCAGCUGUGUAGUCCUCUGUACAUUAACGCAGCCCAUAUUACUCCAUUAGAGCUCUCCGUUUUUCCUUUGAACAAAUGCCUUAUUAAAGUUUAGCAGCUCUGAACAGUAGCAGAAGCUUUUUGUUUUGUUCUCACAGACUCAAGAGUGCAUCGUUUUUUUUUUAACAAUGAUUUUUGAUUUCACCACAAAGUUAUUUAGUUUGGGUUUUAUUUGAAAACUCCUAGAGGUGUGUUUCUUAUGUUGGUCCUCGGAGAUAGAGCUCUCUGCUACUAACACCUAUUUAUGCCCCCCCCCCCCAAAAAAAUGUGCCUUUGAUUUCCUGACACACACCAUGCUUUCAUAUGACAGCCUGCUCAGGCCUUGAUGGAAAAAUGUUCUGAGAAAUAUUGUGAAAGUAUUUUAUACAUAAAGAUGUCUGUAUAUUGUAUUUAUGUAGCGUCCUCAUUUGUAAAGAACAAUUUAAAAUCCUAGAAUCCAGAGAGCAAAAUCUGGACGUUUGGGGUCUUCCUUACAAUUCUGCUUUGCAACAAUCAAUGUUUGCUCUUCACAAUCAAAUGGUUCUUUUACAUACAAGCAUGGAAGAAAAAAAAAAAAUGACUAGACCAUCCUUGUCCUUUUUCCAAAGGUUUGAACAUGACAACAAAGAAAGGGUUGUCUAAUGAUUUUUUCCCCCCCAUUAUUGUAGUUUCCAAAAUGACUUUUAUGCACGAGGAUUUGCUCCUAUUUUCCCCCCAGCUAGAGCAAUUAAGCGGUGCCUGUAUGGCAGCAAUAAGUCAUACUCCAGGAAAAACGUGUUCAGAGAUGGACGACGCAGACAGAACCAUCUGGAUGCUGGUUUGAUGAUUUCCACUGAUUUUUAUGUUUGCCUUAAGAUGGAUGGUGAUUUGAAGCCAGUUUUCAGGUGAAAAUGAUUCUGCUAUGCAUUUAUAUUCUGCUUAAUGCCUUUUAAAAUAAUAAAAAAGACAGAAAAAAAUGACCUUGAUGCCUCUAGACGUAUAUUGUAGACUUGUAGAUGCUUGAAAGGAGGAUACAGUGUAAGCAUCUCGACUCAGUUGUGCGUAGAGGAUGGAAGGUAGCUGUUUGAACCAAAUUUCUUGUACAUAGGAGAACUUUCCAACCACAGAAGCACACAUUUAGGCUAUGCAAGGGAUAACAUGACGUCAAAUAUUAG
Cyprinodon variegatus (sheepshead minnow) is the source of this 5513-nucleotide messenger RNA. RefSeq names its product nuclear factor of activated T-cells, cytoplasmic, calcineurin-dependent 3 (gene nfatc3a). Gene Ontology annotation, biological process: regulation of transcription by RNA polymerase II; calcineurin-NFAT signaling cascade; cytokine production. NCBI's taxonomy places the organism in Eukaryota, Metazoa, Chordata, Actinopteri, Cyprinodontiformes, Cyprinodontidae. Bases 463 to 3747 code for a protein of 1094 amino acids. Gene Ontology annotation, molecular function: transcription factor binding; RNA polymerase II cis-regulatory region sequence-specific DNA binding; DNA-binding transcription factor activity, RNA polymerase II-specific. The transcript has 10 exons. Gene Ontology annotation, cellular component: transcription regulator complex. The record is from RefSeq and is a predicted model, not a curated record.